UUUUUUUCUCCCUGCUGCCUGAAGGUUCGCCGCCGUCAUGAACGACACAGUAACUAUCCGGACCAGGAAGUUCAUGACCAAUCGACUACUGCAGCGGAAACAGAUGGUCAUUGAUGUCCUUCACCCUGGGAAGGCAACCGUACCUAAGACAGAAAUUCGGGAAAAACUAGCCAAAAUGUACAAGACCACACCAGAUGUCAUCUUUGUAUUUGGAUUCAGAACCCAUUUUGGUGGUGGCAAGACAACUGGCUUUGGCAUGAUUUAUGAUUCUUUGGAUUAUGCAAAGAAAAAUGAACCCAAACAUAGACUUGCAAGACAUGGACUGUAUGAGAAGAAAAAGACCUCAAGAAAACAACGGAAGGAACGUAAGAACAGAAUGAAGAAAGUCAGGGGGACUGCAAAGGCCAACGUUGGUGCUGGCAAAAAGUGAGCUGGAGA
This is a messenger RNA of Manis pentadactyla (Chinese pangolin), 438 nucleotides long. Its product is annotated as 40S ribosomal protein S24. Gene Ontology annotation, biological process: translation. Gene Ontology annotation, molecular function: structural constituent of ribosome. NCBI's taxonomy places the organism in Eukaryota, Metazoa, Chordata, Mammalia, Pholidota, Manidae. The record is from RefSeq and is a predicted model, not a curated record. Gene Ontology annotation, cellular component: ribosome. The coding region runs from base 38 to 430 and encodes 130 amino acids. The transcript has a single exon.